UCAGUGUACGCGUUUUCAAACAUGUUUAUGGAGUCUAAAUUAGCUUGCAAGCACGCGAGUAUGGUCUCUGAUCUUUACCAGUUUGCCUUUUCCAUUUAGAUUUUUCCAGUUUUUGUUUUUUCUUUUUCAUUUUUUCGAUAAGUGCAAAGCUUGAUUUGUUCGGCGUUAACCUGGUUCGUGAAUAACCUUGCGAAGAACUUUGUUGGUUUUCUUUUGCUUUGUGUGUAUAUCUUCUUGGUUUGCGGUGUUUGACGAGGAAAUGGGCCAGAAAUGGCAUUUCAAUCGGUUUAGGGACCGUUUGGGUGUUUUUGGUAUUGUGGUGGCUUGCUUUUUGUUUCAAAACUCGGGAUUUUGUUGGUCUUUGAAUGAUGAAGGUUUGGCGCUUUUGAGAAUAAGGGAGAGAGUUGUAAGUGACCCUUUUGGCGCUUUGUCUAACUGGAAUGAUGAUGGACAUGUUAAUCCCUGCUCCUGGUUCGGGGUCGAGUGCUCUGAUGGAAAAGUCGUGGUUCUGAACUUGAAAGAUCUUUGUCUUGGAGGAACACUAGCACCUGAAAUUACGAACCUUGUCCACAUCAAGUCAAUUAUUUUGCGCAACAACUCCUUUACCGGGAUCAUUCCUGAGGGGAUUGGCAAAUUGGAGGAGUUGGAGAUGCUGGACUUAGGAUACAACAACUUCAGUGUGCCGCUUCCUGGAGACCUUGGCAGUAAUUUGUCACUGGCAAUCCUUUUAUUGGACAAUAAUGGACUUCUUGGUAGCAUGACUCCUGAAAUUUACGACUUGGAGAUGAUUUCCGAAUUUCAAGUUGAUGAAAGCCUGCUAUUUAAUGGAGCUAAAGAAUUAUGUUGCAGCAAAAUAGCAACUACUAGGAAAUUCCCCCAAACUGAAGGCUUUGUUCAUCGGACGCUGCAGCAGGCUCAACCACCAAGUCCUUUCAAUCGCAGCAAUAAACAUUCACCAGCUGAUUCACCAGCUGGUCCUACCAACUCGUCAACGUCAUCAUCUUCCACAGUAAACUCUACUGCACAACAAAGUUCUGCUCCUUCACCUUCACCUACGUCGUCACAUUCACCUUCACCUGCACCUUCACCUCCACCUUCACCUUCACCUUCACCUUCACCUCCACCUUCGUCUUCACGUCCAUCUCCACCCAAUAUAACUGUUCCAGACUCUACCACUACUUCUAAAAAUCAUCAAGCUGCAAUAAUAGGUGGAGCAGUUGGGGGUGGUAUCUUUCUUGUACUUUCAAUAAUUGGCAUAUAUCUCUAUAUGAACAACAAGGUGGCUACUGUCAAACCUUGGGCCACGGGAUUAAGUGGACAGCUUCAGAAAGCAUUCAUAACUGGUGUACCAAAGCUUAAGAGGUCAGAGCUAGUAACAGCUUGUGAAGAUUUCAGUAAUGUAAUAGGUACUUCGCCAAUAGGUACAGUGUAUAAAGGGACAUUGUCUAAUGGAGUUGAAAUAGCUGUGGCUUCUGUUACAGCGACAUCUACCAAGGAUUGGUCAAGGAAUCUAGAAGUACAGUUUAGGAAGAAGAUUGACACACUUUCAAAAGUUAACCACAAGAAUUUUGUGAAUCUUAUUGGGUAUUGUGUGGAAGAGGAACCUCUCACUAGAAUGAUGGUUUUUGAAUAUGCUCCCAAUGGAACGCUGUUUGAGCAUUUACACAUAAAAGAAUCCGAGCACUUGGACUGGGCAAUGCGAGUGAGGAUUUUAAUGGGCAUGGCUUACUGCCUUGAGCAUAUGCAUCAGCUGGAACAACCUAUAGCCCACAACAACUUAAACUCUUCAGCUGUCCGUCUCACUGAGGAUUAUGCAGCUAAAGUCUCAGAACUCAGUUUCUGGAAUGAAAUAUCUGCUGAGGUGGAGUCUCCUGGCAAAAAGCUUCCAAAAGCACCAUCAGCAAGCUUGGAAAGUAAUGUUUACAGCUUCGGUGUGAUACUGUUUGAGAUGAUAACAGGGAGGCUUCCUUACUCAGUGGACAGUGGCUCACUUGAAGACUGGGCAUCAGACUAUGUGAGAGGACAGCAAUCCCUCAAAGAAAUGGUUGAUCCAACUCUAACUUCUUUUGUAGAAGAAGAAUUAGAGCAACUUGGAGAUGUCAUAAAAUUUUGUGUCCACCCUGACCCGAAACAAAGACCGACAAUGAGGCAAGUCAGUAGCAGACUGAGAGACGUAACUGGAAUAUCACCAGAUGGAGCUACACCAAAACUGUCUCCUCUUUGGUGGGCAGAGCUUGAACUUAUGUCUACAGAAGCAGUCUAAAAUUAGAUUUCUUCGAAUUGUGAGUAAGAGCGAGUAAAGCUUUACAAUCUCUUCCUCGUAUUUAAUCGCAGGUUAAUGAAGUUUUUACUUGUACAUAACUUCUAUGAGAAAAUACGUAGCAAAAAUGUUCAUCCAUGUGUCAAAUAAUUUAUUACUAUUAUUUUUUUA
Messenger RNA from Ziziphus jujuba (common jujube), 2431 nucleotides. RefSeq names its product probable inactive receptor-like protein kinase At3g56050. The transcript is spliced from 9 exons. Gene Ontology annotation, molecular function: protein kinase activity; ATP binding; protein binding. The coding region runs from base 260 to 2263 and encodes 667 amino acids. NCBI's taxonomy places the organism in Eukaryota, Viridiplantae, Streptophyta, Magnoliopsida, Rosales, Rhamnaceae. The record is from RefSeq and is a predicted model, not a curated record. Gene Ontology annotation, biological process: protein phosphorylation.